Cooperia oncophora is the source of this 666-nucleotide messenger RNA. The record is from the annotation of a GenBank genome assembly. Lineage: Eukaryota; Metazoa; Nematoda; Chromadorea; Rhabditida; Trichostrongylidae.
AUGAGACUAUACCUAAGUGCCGAAGAGUUACGAGAGUUACAUGACUUUGAGGAGGACUGUAUGGAUGAGCUGACGAGGAAGCGGAUACGAAAGCAAAAAGGAGGUGCCGAAGACAGCUGGCUGAACACUUUGGAACUAACGGAGCUCACUUCUCAACGGGUCAACGAAUUGCUACAAGAGAAUUGCUCAUUGAAAAGUCGCCUAUGCGAUGUGGAGGCUCGCCUCGAUCUCAUCAUCAGAUCACAAACCGAACUUGUCGAAGCACUCACAAAGCGACAGAAGCAAUCAAAAAAUGGAUCGUCUCGCGCCUCCACUCAGUCAUUGCCGGAGGCCGACGGUACGAGGUCACGUCGCUUAACCAUCGCCGUGCCAGACGUUUCCCCACCCGCGAUCGAUCAGAUGCUUUUGAAUCCACCACCGUCCGAUCGCAAUAAAACAGCGUCACCACUUCUCAGCCAUCUUCGAAUGGAUCACACUCUUAGGAAAUAUGAUGAGGCUCGCUACCAGCAUUCAUCGAUCGGUCGUCGUCAUCGGUUAGAUUCAUCAUCGUUUUCUAUCUCACAGGACAUGAGGGAUAUGGACAAGUACUGUUCUUACACACUUUUUUUACUUUACUUUUUUAUUUCUUUUUCAAUGAGUACUAUGUUGAACUCCAAGAUAAACUGA